AUGGUCAAAAUCGCUGAGACGAUGCUUGAGAAGGGAUCAUCUCUGUUCUUUGCUGAAGGGGCUGUCAUCGAUGUCAUCCUCGAAGAAACGGAAUACCCGAGAGAUGACAAUGACGCAAGAGGUUCUCCAGGACACUACGCCAGUGCCGAGCCUGCCGAUCCUCCAUACGGCAUCACAUCAAAACUAAACGUUAAACCGUCGUCGGCGGCCGACUCAGCGCUGAGUCGCCGAACGCGCGUCGCGGCUCAAGCGCUCAAGCUUCAUGGUGUUCGCGUCUAUGCCUUUGACAUUCGCGUCUACAUGCCGAUAGGCGACCAGACCACAUAUAAAGGCGGGCGGUGUCUCGAGUGA
Molecule: messenger RNA, 351 nt
Organism: Coprinopsis cinerea okayama7#130
Lineage: Eukaryota; Fungi; Basidiomycota; Agaricomycetes; Agaricales; Psathyrellaceae
Exons: 1
Coding region: 1-351 (116 amino acids)
Source: RefSeq, a predicted model, not a curated record